Molecule: messenger RNA, 795 nt
Organism: Teleopsis dalmanni
Lineage: Eukaryota; Metazoa; Arthropoda; Insecta; Diptera; Diopsidae
Product: putative gustatory receptor 58a
Exons: 2
Coding region: 14-724 (236 amino acids)
Biological process (GO): sensory perception of taste
Cellular component (GO): membrane
Source: RefSeq, a predicted model, not a curated record
UGGCACCGAUCCUAUGGUUUUCCUAAACUACGCUCUUUUGACCAUAAUGUACACAGCCAUGGGUUUGUACUUCUAUGCCUUCUGUCAACUCUACAAAAUAUUUGCAUAUAUCAACAUUGCACUACGCAGCUUGGGCAAGCAAUUCGGUCAACUGUUGAGCAUUCGGCAUCAACAGGUUCUUGGCCAAAUACCGCUGGAGGAUGUAACGCGGCAUUUGGGUGUUCUAAACGGAAUGCAUUUUAAUUGCUUUUGUUUAACGCAACGCAUUUUCCACCUGUGCGAAUUGUCUUUCGCUGCAAUUUUCCUGAGGCUCUUCACCACAAAUGUGCGCGUUAUUUAUCAGGUGGUGUGGUUCUUAAAUCACGACAUCGCCGCUGAUACGUGGAUUUUAGUAAAUACCUUCACAGUGGUUUUUUUAUACUCCUGGGAUAUGUUCCUGUUGAUGCGAGUCAUUGAUGACUUGCUCAGUGCUUCUCGCACCACCGCUCACAUUCUACGCCAGUUCACCCACAAUGAAUUGCAACUGCAAGCGAAUCGGAAUUGCAUUCAAACGUUAACUAUUUUUGCUGAUUAUCUCAGAUGCCAUAAACUGAGUUUUUUGAUUUGCGGAUUUUUCCACUUCAACAAGGAAGCGAGUUUGAAAUAUUUCUUUACUGUGAUUGUACAAGUCAUUGUUUUAGUGCAGUUCGAUAUGCAGCGGAGUUUACACAACGCAGAGCAAUAAUGAAUUUCAAUGUAUUAUAUCGGAAAUGAAUGUUAUUGAAAAAAAAUAAAAUGUUUAAAAUAUAAUAUAUG